Molecule: messenger RNA, 3169 nt
Organism: Tribolium madens (black flour beetle)
Lineage: Eukaryota; Metazoa; Arthropoda; Insecta; Coleoptera; Tenebrionidae
Gene: Drp1
Product: dynamin-1-like protein
Exons: 11
Coding region: 493-2736 (747 amino acids)
Biological process (GO): mitochondrial fission
Cellular component (GO): mitochondrion; microtubule; cytoplasm
Molecular function (GO): microtubule binding; GTPase activity; GTP binding
Source: RefSeq, a predicted model, not a curated record
CUGUUUUUCUCAGUUUAACAAAUUAAAACACACAGAAAUAUAAAAACAACAAGUCCCAAAAUUGUUGGAGCUUUUGUAUGAGUGUGAAAUAUUCUGAUAUAUUUUAAUAAAUUAUUUUAUUUUCUUUUAUAUUUAGACGUGAGAAUAUUAGUAGUUACCUAAUACCUACUGAGGGAGUUAGAAGCCAAUUAUGUAUUUGUAUGCUGCCGCCAGGAAUUUGAAUGACUCUCAGGAACACCAACAAUAUAUUACUAAAGGAACCAACUAUAUCACCAAAACUAACUGACACAAAAAAUCUGAUUUGUCUGCUUUUCAGUUGCAGUUUUAACGUACGAAGUGAUUCGUUUAUUAAAAUUAACAUCUAAUUUAUAUAUCGAGUGUUGUGUAAUUUUAAAUAAUGUUAGUGUAACUAGUUGUCUAUUUAAGAUUGAUAACUUAAAAACUAAGACACUGUAAUCGAUAUUUUUGGAAAUCGACCGGUUUAUAAAGACAAUGGAAGCCCUUAUUCCCGUUAUCAACAAAUUGCAAGACGUUUUUAAUACUGUUGGAUCAGAUGCCAUUCAAUUACCUCAAAUUGUAGUACUGGGAUCGCAAAGUUCAGGCAAGAGUUCAGUUAUUGAAAGCUUAGUUGGAAAAUCGUUUCUACCAAGAGGAACUGGUAUUGUUACACGAGUACCUCUUGUUUUACAAUUAGUUUAUUGUCCUAAGGAUGACAGGGAGCAUAGAGCCGCAAUUGAUGGGACAAUGGAGGUGGAGGAAUGGGGCGUUUUCCUACAUUGCAAAAAUAAAGUCUUCAAAGACUUUGAAGAAAUUCGUCAGGAAAUUGAGAACGAAACCAAUAAAAUUGCUGGAAGUAAUAAAGGCAUAUGUGCAGAACCCAUCAACUUGAAAAUUUAUUCGACAAAGGUUGUAAAUUUAACUUUAGUUGAUUUGCCGGGUAUUACCAAGGUACCUGUCGGAGACCAACCUCCAGACAUCGAACAACAAAUUCGUGAAUUAGUCCUAAAAUACAUCGCUAAUCCGAAUUCAAUAAUAUUGGCUGUGGUAACGGCAAACACCGAUAUGGCGACUUCAGAAAGUUUAGCAAUUGCUAAAGAUGUUGAUCCUGAUGGUCGCAGAACAUUGGCAGUCGUUACAAAGCUUGAUUUAAUGGACGCAGGUACUGAUGCUAUUGAUAUUCUUUGUGGUCGCGUUAUUCCAGUUAAAUUAGGUAUAAUCGGUGUUGUAAAUCGCUCACAACAAGAUAUUAUGAAUAACAAAUCCAUAAAAGAGGCCUUAAAAGACGAAGCCACAUUUUUACAAAGUAAAUAUCCAACUUUAGCCACUCGCAACGGUACUCCGUACCUAGCGAAAACCUUGAAUAGGCUUUUAAUGCACCACAUUAGAGACUGUUUACCUGAUUUGAAGACUCGCGUAAAUUUAAUGAUGUCCCAGUUUCAAUCACUUCUUAAUUCAUAUGGCGAAGAUAUUUCUGACAAGAGUAAAACUCUGCUUCAAAUUAUCACUAAGUUUGCCUCAGCUUAUUGCUCCACUAUAGAAGGCACUGCAAGAAACAUUGAAACAACAGAAUUGUGUGGUGGAGCAAGAAUUUGCUAUAUUUUUCACGAAACUUUCGGAAGGACUUUAGAUUCAAUACACCCUUUGGCCGGUUUAACAAAAAUGGAUAUUUUAACCGCUAUUAGAAAUGCAAACGGCCCAAGACCUGCGCUUUUUGUACCAGAAGUUUCUUUCGAAUUGCUAGUCAAGAGACAGAUUCGGCGUCUUGAAGAACCAUCAUUGCGAUGCGUUGAAUUAAUUCACGAAGAAAUGCAACGUAUUAUACAACACUGCGGAAGUGAAGUUCAACAGGAAAUGCUGCGAUUUCCCAAAUUGUAUGAAAAAAUCGUCGACGUUGUAACACAAUUACUUCGAAGACGCCUUCCAACGACCAAUCAAAUGGUGGAGAAUCUAGUACAAAUCGAAUUAGCAUACAUUAACACUAAACAUCCAGACUUUUACAAAGAAAUCGCAAUGGUGCCAUCGAUGAUUAAAUCCGGGGAUGGAUCUCGAACUAAUCGACCAAAGAGUAUGUUUAGCAAACAUCAUACAAUGGCGGAACCUACAGAGUUGAUUGCACGUGGUGCUGUAGAAGCAUCUGAUCAGGCCGAUUUCUUUAAUUAUCUCUUUCGAAUAUUGCCUGUGUCUAGUUAUAAUGACUUCAUGAAUGCUGUUCAGGUUCGUUCUUCAAGUAAUCCUCAAUUGAAUGAAGAUGCGACAACUUGGGUUUCUAAUUUAACUUCUUCUCAAAACGGAACGGAUACAGCACUGACAAACCACAUCGGCAAUGUACCCGAAAGCGUAAAGAAUGAGGAAAUAAGAUCCAUUCUUAGUCCAGUAAAACCUGUCAAUUUGUUACCACAAGUUCCAAUCAACAGCAGUUCAUUCAGAAAACUUUCUGAAAAUGAGGAACACGACUGUGAAAUUAUUGAACGCUUAAUUAAAUCGUAUUUCUACAUCGUUCGUAAAUCAAUUCAAGAUACGGUUCCGAAGGCAGUAAUGCAUUUUUUAGUCAAUUUUGUUAAAGACAAUUUGCAGUCUGAGUUAGUGACACAUUUGUAUAAGGCUGACAACGCUGAUCAAUUGUUGGACGAGUCUGAACAUAUUGCACAAAGGCGCAAAGAGGCCGCAGACAUGUUAAAGGCACUUCAAAAAGCUGCACACAUCAUUAGCGAAAUUAGAGAAACACACAUGUGGUAAACUUGCAGCCAUAUUUUUCCCUAGUCAAGAAUAAGCGUGUACUGGCCCUCGAUGUUAAAGCUGUAUUUAAUCUUUACUUAAAAGGAUAAGAGUAACAUUGAACGAAUUUGUAAUAUCUUUACUGUCAAACAAAGAACUUCAUAAUGUUUGGAUAUUUGUUGAAGUUUUAUAAAAAUUUACGUAUCUUUCUGUAAAUAUAUUGUACAAUUUUUAUGAAUUCUGACAUAACUGUAAAAUUGAACAUCAUUUUUCAAUUUGGUUUGAUAUUAGAUGAUAUUAGACUUGUUACUCUCUUUUAUAGUUGGUGCAUUAUUGUAGAAAUCACUUUUUGAUGUUACACGCGCCAUAGUUGUAUUUAUUCAUAUUUCAAUAUUUUUUUGAUGCAUUUUUUGUUUUAGCCAUCAAUACGCAUCAAUAAAUUAUUGAUUUGGUA